Messenger RNA from Lodderomyces oxycetoniae, 1383 nucleotides. RefSeq names its product H(+)-transporting V1 sector ATPase subunit H (gene VMA13). The coding region runs from base 1 to 1383 and encodes 460 amino acids. NCBI's taxonomy places the organism in Eukaryota, Fungi, Ascomycota, Pichiomycetes, Serinales, Debaryomycetaceae. Gene Ontology annotation, cellular component: vacuolar proton-transporting V-type ATPase, V1 domain; fungal-type vacuole membrane. The record is from RefSeq and is a predicted model, not a curated record. The transcript has 2 exons. Gene Ontology annotation, molecular function: proton-transporting ATPase activity, rotational mechanism. Gene Ontology annotation, biological process: proton transmembrane transport.
AUGCUGGUUUCCAUACCCUUUAUUAUUGACAGCAAUUUUCUUUCAGAUUCCAAAAAAAUCAUCCGUGAAAGGAUAAUACCAUGGGAAGGUUUGGCAAGAUCUGGAGUUGUUUCAGAAGAAGAUGCAAACCAUAUCAAGAUAUUAGAAAAACAGUCGGCUGAAAAUAGGGAUGCCACUGUGAAGGCACAACUUGAUUUGUACUCCAAGAAUUUGUUCAAUAUCUUGAAUAAAGUUGGGGAAAAGGAUGAUGUGAUUAAAAACGUGUUAACUUUGAUCAAUGAUUUAUUGUUGAGUGUCCCAGAAUUUUUAGACUCACUUUGCAAACUUCACCUGUAUGAGCCAUUUCUCAAACAUUUGCAAAAGGACUUGUUGAUAAGAUCUUUGGCAUUGUAUAAUUUGACUAUAUUGUUGAGAAAUGGUGGCGAAGAUACUGUUGAUAAGAAGGUGGUUAUCCAAGUAUUCAGCUCAAUUACGCUGCUCAUUGAAAAUGCAGACUCCAACUAUCAAUUCAUUGGAGUUCAGCUUUUUCAAGAAUUAAUUACAAAUAAAUCAUAUAAACUUAUCUUUCAGCAGAAUGACUUCAUCUCCAAUUUCAAACCAAUCAACAACUUAAUAGAUAAACUGGCAAGUCACCACAAUGCAACUGGGUUGCAACUUUCAUACAAUGUUUUAUUGGCCACUUGGAUUUUAUCAUUCAAUGCCGAAAUCAAUAAAAUGAUUGCUCAUAAUUUCCCACAGUUGGCAGGGAAUUUACUCACAAUUGCAAAAGACUCUAUAAAAUUGAAAAUUGUUAGAAUCUCAGUUGCAAUUCUCAAGAAUUUUAUUAGUGUAUGCGUGUCACCACAAGAGCAGUUCAAAGUGAUUAAGUUGUUUCUCUUUCAUGAUGCGUUGAACACGGUGAAUACUUUAAAGGAAAGAAAAUUUGCAUCUAAUGGAAGCGACGAAGAGUUGUUCAAUGACCUCGCGUUUUUAUCGGAAACCCUAUAUGAAGUUGUUUCGACAAAGUUGUCUUCAUUUGACGAGUAUCUCACGGCUUUAGAAAACCCCAAGUUGAUUAGUUGGGCUUCGCCAACUCACAAGUCCAACGAGUUUUGGUUAGAAAACUCACAAAAAUUCAAAGAUUCAAAUUUCAAACUAAUCAAGAGAAUAUUUGAAAUUUUAAACACCAGUAGAAAUGAUUCAACGAUUUGCAUAAUAUUAUUGAAUGAUUUGCAAUUCUUGAUAAAAAACCUUGGUCACGAUUUGGUGCACUUUAUAAACACAGAAAAGGGCGGACUGUACAAGGUGUUGGUCAUGUCGUUUUUGGAAAAUAACCAAGGUAAUAACGAAUUGAAAUAUGAAGCUUUAAAGACAAUUCAAUUACUAGUUGGUCAUAGCUUUUAA